Messenger RNA from Lingula anatina, 972 nucleotides. RefSeq names its product acyl-CoA:lysophosphatidylglycerol acyltransferase 1-like. Gene Ontology annotation, biological process: phosphatidylinositol acyl-chain remodeling. Lineage: Eukaryota; Metazoa; Brachiopoda; Lingulata; Lingulida; Lingulidae. Gene Ontology annotation, cellular component: endomembrane system; endoplasmic reticulum. The record is from RefSeq and is a predicted model, not a curated record. Gene Ontology annotation, molecular function: acyltransferase activity.
CACAUGCACUUUCUGCAUGCAUUCAGUGUGCUUUCAUGUUAAUCCUUAUCUUUAGAGUGAGACUUUAUACCCAGAUUGCUGUAGGCGAGCUCUCUAUGUUCAGUGAAUAAGUACAUGCAUCUCCUGCAAUAAUGUCGUGGAACAGCUAAAAGUAAGUUAUCAAAAGGAAGAGAUUGAUGCCUGGGAACUCUACUCAGAGUUAUGGAACUGAACAGAAAAACAAGUGACCCAGUUCAGUGGACUCCAUAUCUGAUUGGAAAAUGCAUAAUCAGAGCACUUUAUGUCCUCAUCAACAAUUUGUACUGCAUCCCAGCUUACGUGGUGUGGAUGUUUUGCUUUUCACCACUAAGAUUUAUCAGACCAGAUUUGUAUUGGUACAUCGAAGGAGUGUUAUUUAAGUGGCUGCUUGCUAUGGUAACUUGCUGGAUGACAACUGCAGGCUAUCGUGUUGUAGAAGUGGGAGAGAAUGUGUCCCCAGCUUACAAUGAAGAGGCUCUGGUCAUUGUAAACCACCAGUCCACAGCUGAUGUGCCCACCAUGAUGCAUGCCCUGCAGCACAAAGGAAAGGCUGUAAGGCAUAUGAUGUGGAUACAGGAUCUGAUUUUCAAGUACACCAACUUUGGGGUGGUAUCAGCCAGUCAUGGGGAUUUCUUUAUUUUACAGGGAAAAGAACAUAGAAAUACAAUGUUGGACAAGCUGCAGGAGCACAUUGAGAAGACUUACCUCACUAGAGACAGGAAAUGGAUUUUACUGUUUCCAGAAGGUGGCUUUUUAAGAAAACGAAGACAAGGGAGCCAGAUAUUUGGACAGAAGAAUAAUUUUCCAAUACUGGAACAUGUAACACUCCCAAGAGUUGGUGCUAUGAAGACAGUGCUGACUACACUGUCCAAAGAGACACUAAAGAAGAAAUCAACUCAAGCACCUGGUGGGUUUGUGUUCCUUACACUAAAAAAAAAACUCAAAAGCAAAUGA